AUGGCUCAGAUUAAACAGGCAAUUCAAAGGAGUCUUCGGUUUUACGAUAUUGGAUAUAACGCGACAGAUCCUGUCUUUCGAGGCUUUUAUCAUGACAAGCAACGCCAUAUAGAUGAUUUCGACGCUGUUAUUUCUCGUGCAGUGUCAAAGGGCGUCCAAAAAAUGAUGAUUACUGGAGACAAUGUCGUCAAUUCAAGAGACGCUUUAAAACUUGCAACCCAAUAUGAUUCCUUUACUUGUACGAUUGGAGUGCAUCCUUGUCAGGCGGAAUGCUUUAACAACAAUCCUGAAGGACCUGAAGACUAUCUCAAUCAGUUAGAAUCCUUAGUUCAUGAAGGAAAAAAAACAGGAAAAGUAGCUGCGUUUGGUGAAUUUGGUUUGGAUUAUGACAGACUUCAUCACGCUUCAGCAGAUGUACAGAAAAAGUAUUUCGAAGAGCAAUUGAAGCUUGCCGUUAGGGUACAAUUGCCUUUAUUUUUACAUUCAAGAAAUGCGGCCAACGACUUUUUUGAAAUUCUUGAAAAAUAUUUACCAAAUCUACCUAAAAAGGGUGUUGUACAUUCCUUCACCGGAACAGUUGAAGAGAUGCAACAAUGUGUUGAUCACGAUCUAUAUGUUGGGGUCAAUGGUUGCUCUUUAAAAACACCUGAAAAUGUUGAAGUAGUAAGAGCAAUUCCUUUGGAUAAGAUGUUGUUAGAAACGGAUGCCCCUUGGUGUGAAAUUCGCCCAUCGCAUGCUGGCCAUGCUUUCUUGGACUCCAAAAACCUUUUUGAUACAUGUAAAAAAGAGAGAUAUAAAGAAGGGUGUAUGGUUAGGGGUAGGAACGAACCAUGCAAUACUGUGAUCGUUGCAGAAGCUGUAGCCAAGAUAAAAGGUAUCAGUCUCGAAGAUUUAGCUGAUAAAAUCUGGGAGAAUAGUACUUUGCUGUUAGAUUAA
Schizosaccharomyces osmophilus is the source of this 936-nucleotide messenger RNA. RefSeq names its product TatD-like protein. The transcript has 5 exons. The record is from RefSeq and is a predicted model, not a curated record. Gene Ontology annotation, molecular function: 3'-5'-DNA exonuclease activity. Gene Ontology annotation, cellular component: cytosol. Lineage: Eukaryota; Fungi; Ascomycota; Schizosaccharomycetes; Schizosaccharomycetales; Schizosaccharomycetaceae. Bases 1 to 936 code for a protein of 311 amino acids.